Messenger RNA from Pomacea canaliculata, 998 nucleotides. RefSeq lists its product as uncharacterized. Lineage: Eukaryota; Metazoa; Mollusca; Gastropoda; Architaenioglossa; Ampullariidae. The record is from RefSeq and is a predicted model, not a curated record. Gene Ontology annotation, molecular function: calcium ion binding. The coding region runs from base 374 to 787 and encodes 137 amino acids. The transcript is spliced from 7 exons.
AUAAUCCUCACCACUUCUUCACAUCCAUCAUGAGAUUUCCUUGAUUUUAUCGUAAAACGCCUCCUCGCUAGUCACAUUUACUUACAGUUUAAAAGCAGUAGAUGUUUUCCUUAUGACAAGCUUAGUCUUAAGUUAUAAAUCUCUUUUUCACGAAUCACAGUAUAUAUUUGGCCCUGCCAUCUACUGACCACACACACCACAACCCAAGUUCCCUUGGUACAACUGACUUGCUUCUAUUUCAAACAGGCACUCGUAUGUCGAGGUACCACUGUAUUUUCUUCUCUCGUCUUCAUUCGCCACACCACGAUUUGAGCACCGAGGGUUGUCACGUUCCUCAUCUGAAUCCAGCUGGGAAAAAAAGGCUUGUUGCAUUAUGAAGACUUUUAUCUUUUGUCUUCUUCUUGCUGCUGUUUAUGGGGAGAACUCCAACAGCGACGAUUACUUCAGCAUUAUCGACCUUGACGGUGAUGGCGCUCUACAGCAGGACGAAUUACAGGCUGAUUUCAACAAAAAGGACAUCAACGGCGAUGGUUAUGUCAGUCUUUCAGAGCACAUAAGUAGUUUUGCUAGUUCGAUGCCACUGGUGCCUAACAUGGGGAUCUUUAUCUACUACGACAAGCUGGACGGCAAUGAGGACGGCGUCCUCGAUCAAUCAGUUCCUUUUUCCGUUAUGAAGAUGAUGGACUCUAACGGUGACGGGGAAAUUUCACGCGAAGAAAACGAAAGAAAUGGACUAAAAAUUUGGAAUGGUGUUGCCAAACAAACCAAGUCCUUACUCAAUCCAUAAAGGAAGACAUACAUGCAAGAGUCUACAUAUAAAAUGUAAAAUCUAUCUCAAAGAUAUUAGAGACCGACAAUAAUUAAUAAUAACAUUCUUAAUUACACACGACUGCUUUGUGGUGUUGAAAGAUCUGGAGAGGUAUCACCAAGUGAAGGCCUUCAGCUGGUUCAUGAUGGAAACGAUAGGCAAAUGGAUUAAAAGUAAAUUUGAAAUGUUU